ACUCGUUUGCUACGUUGACAUUAUCAGCUGGUUAAUUGUUCAACACAUCUAACUUGCAUUGUGUCACUUAUUCAUUAUAACAACAACAUUGCUCAAUCACAUUCGCUGCAAUAUUCUGACUCAUAACCAUUUUUUCACAACCAUUUUGACAUUGCGUAAACAAAGACGUUGCUAUUUUCGAAUGGUGUUUUUCUUGGUAAAUUUAUCGGCUUCAUUGUUUUUCUCUAGUUGAUAUAACAAUAUCACACAAAAAUGUAUCAGAGUGUCGACAGCAUCGAUGAAAUGUAUCGUCUGAACAUAAGCAGCAGUUCGUUUCCAAGGGAUUACAGUUAUUCAUUGUAUGAAGAUGACGAUCGAACCAAUUCAUCGCCCGAUGAAGACAAUGAAAAGCCACGAAUUUUGCUGAUGGGAUUGAGACGCUCUGGCAAAAGUUCAAUUCAGAAAGUCGUGUUUGGUAAAAUGUCACCGAAUGAAACGCUCUUCUUGGAAUCGACCAAUAAAAUCGUGAAAAGUGACAUUGAAAAUAAUAGUUUCAUAAAGUUUCAGUGCUGGGAUUUUCCGGGACAAAUUGACUUCUUUUUCGAUCCAUCAUUUGAUUCUGAAAUUAUAUUUAAGCGAUGUAACGCACUUGUCUUUGUUAUUGAUGCACACGACGAUUACAUCGAAGCACUGGCCAAAUUGAACAAAACCGUUUUGAAAGCAUAUGAAGUGAAUAAAUCCAUAAAGUUCGAGGUGUUUAUUCAUAAAGUUGAUGGAAUUAAUGAUGAUUUAAAACUUGAAACACAGCGAGACAUUCAUCAACGCGCAACAGACGACUUGGCUGACGCAUCGUUCGAAUGUAUUUGCCUGAAUUUUCAUUUAACGUCAAUCUACGACUACUCCAUAUUUGAGGCAUUUUCAAAGGUCAUACAAAAAUUAGUGCCACAGCUGCCGAAGCUAGAAAAUCUUCUCAACAUUUUUAUUGUGAAUUCGGGUGUGGAAAAGGCAUUUUUGUUUGAUGUCGGCUCGAAAAUCUAUGUGGCUACGGACUCAUCGCCGGUUGAUAUGCAAAGUUUUGAACUGUGCUGUGAUUUGAUUGAUGUUGUGACAGAUUUAUCGACUAUUUAUAGUGCUGAUCUCAAUACGCCGAUUGAUGAACAAAGCGGAAGCGUCAUCAAAUUGAACAACGGCAUAAUUCUGUAUCUGCGUGAAAUUGACAAGUUUUUAGCUUUAGUUUGUAUUUUACGUGACUAUAACUAUACCAGACAAGGAGUGGUUGAAUACAAUUUUUUGUGCCUUCACGAUGCAAUACACCAGAUAUUUUCGGUGGGACUAUCGAAAAAGGUGGAAAAUUAUCAUAAUGAAUUAAACGAUGACUAUUUUGAGCAACAAACUAAUGGCAGUCUCAUUAGUACCAAACAAUCAUCGACCACUUUACGGGCUCAUUCAAAUUCCCCACUCACACAGUACUUGAUCAACAAUAAACUCAAAAAAAUCAACAACUAAAUGUGACUCAUUUUUGAUUGUCAAUUAACGCUUGGAUAUUUGACGGCCUAAGAAGAAAACAAUAACAUACAGAAUAUU
Molecule: messenger RNA, 1563 nt
Organism: Contarinia nasturtii (swede midge)
Lineage: Eukaryota; Metazoa; Arthropoda; Insecta; Diptera; Cecidomyiidae
Product: ras-related GTP-binding protein C-like
Exons: 4
Coding region: 253-1485 (410 amino acids)
Biological process (GO): positive regulation of TOR signaling; cellular response to starvation; regulation of autophagy
Cellular component (GO): lysosome; nucleus; Gtr1-Gtr2 GTPase complex
Molecular function (GO): GTP binding; GTPase activity
Source: RefSeq, a predicted model, not a curated record